This is a messenger RNA of Penicillium lagena, 1563 nucleotides long. RefSeq names its product general substrate transporter. The coding region runs from base 1 to 1563 and encodes 520 amino acids. The transcript has 3 exons. Gene Ontology annotation, biological process: carbohydrate transport; transmembrane transport. The record is from RefSeq and is a predicted model, not a curated record. Lineage: Eukaryota; Fungi; Ascomycota; Eurotiomycetes; Eurotiales; Aspergillaceae. Gene Ontology annotation, molecular function: carbohydrate:proton symporter activity. Gene Ontology annotation, cellular component: membrane.
AUGACCCGCAAAUACCUUGGGACGAGUGGUCGAGCGCUGACUGUUUGGAUUUCAGUCGCUGCCUCGACUGUGCUGGUGUUCUACGGCUACGACCAGGGCGUCUUCGGCAAUGUUCUCGUCAACCAGGACUUUUUACGGACCAUGUCGCACCCCUCGACGGGCAUGCAGGGCAAUCUCACCUCCGUCUACAAUCUAGGGUGUUUCGUCGGCGCCCUAUCGACCAUUUGGGUUGGAGAUUGGCUCGGAAGACCGAACACUAUUCUCACCGGGAGCAGUAUCAUUGCGAUCGGAGGUCUCCUUCAAGCGACCAGUUACUCUGUCCCGCAGAUGAUGGCCGGCCGCAUCGUCGCGGGCUCUGGAACAGGCAUGAACACGGCCACGGCGGGCGUGUGGCAGGCAGAGACAAGUCAGAUGAACAGCCGCGGAAAGCUGAUUGUCAUUCAAAUGGCUAACUGUAUCUUCGGGGUGGUCGUCUCCAAUUUCUUGACACUGGGCUUUGCUUUUGCGCCUGGUUCUGUUGCCUGGCGGUUUCCCUUGGCUUUUCAGAUCUGCUUCACUGUGUUAGUGUGGUGCAUGUGUCCCUUCCUACCGGACUCUCCUCGUCUCUUGAUUCGCAAAGGUCGUGACCGUGAAGGGCUAGAGGUCCUUGCUGCGUUGGCCGGAGGCGGAGCCACAUCAGCCAGUGAAGAAGUGCAGUCGCAGUACCGCAUUAUCAAAAAAGUUCUGGAGCGCGAGCAGGCAUGCACCUAUAAAUGGUACACGAUACUAGCUGGCAAAGGCCCCGCCGGACUGCUUCGACGCAUGAUUCUCGGUGCCUGGAUGCUGGCCAUGACUCAAUUGAGCGGCAUCAACAUCACGAGUUACUAUAUGACAUAUGUCUUUGAGAACGCUUUGCAUUUCACGACUUUGCGCUCGCGUAUCCUCUCUGCCGCUGGUUCGAUUGUCUACUUCGUCUUUUCGUUGUUGGCAUAUUUUAUCAUUGAGCGCUGGGGCCGACGCACCGUCAUCAUAAUCUCUUCUUUUGGCUGUGCUAUUUGCUGGAUCAUGAUCGCCAUUAUGCAGGCGCUGGUUGUAUCUGAACCCUCCGACUCCACGGCAUACAACACGGUCGCGGUGGUGUUCUUCUUCGUGUUCUGGGCGGCAUUCGGCUUGGGACUUCUGCCGGUGCCAUGGAUAUAUCCGACGGAGAUCAACGCUCUGGAGAAACGCACAGUUGGCGCGGCACUGGCAGUGUGCACCAACUGGAUACUUAAUUAUAUGGUGGCCGAGGUGACGCCGCUUGGCAUUGCCAAUCUCGGAUGGCGGUUCUGGGUCAUCUGGGCUGUUAUCUGUGCAAGCUUUAUUCCGAUUGUUUACCUUUUCUAUCCAGAAACUGCCAACCGCAGUCUGGAGGAUAUCGAUAAGUUCUUCGAGACUAAACCUGGGAUUUUUGUGCAUCGCAACAAGCUGGCCGUGCAGCUGCAGCGGCCAGCGAUGUUUGAGGAAGAAGAUGCUCGUGUUGCUCAAGGGAUUGAGAAAGAUGGCCUGAAUGCCGUCGUGGAGCAUGAGGAGAAGGUUGUCUGA